CUAAAAUAAGCAAGAAAUAUUUAUUUGUAUUUGUAUUUAUUAUAAAUUGAGUCAGAAGAGAGUGAUUAAAAAGAUCUCUCACUAAAUCUUAGAGAGAGAGAGAGAGCCAAAAUAUGAAGGGAGGGAAAAGAAGACCAUCUGUAGACCCACCACCACCUCCUCCUCCGCCACCACCGGCGGGAGACGGCGGAGAAAAUCACUCAGGUGGUGAUCCUCCGUCUUCUCAUCCUUCCAAUCCUCCUCUGAUUAAUGGGCCUCCAGGGGAAGACCUUUCUCAGCAUCUGCCACAGCCACAGAGGAGGAAGAAGAGGACCCCGACUGUGGAGAAGGAGAAAAUAGCUGAAGAAGGGACUCCGGCGACGGAGGAAGAGGUUGAAGGGGAUGAAAACGAUGAAAGAGAUGAAGAGGGGGAAGAAGGGAAUGGGCAUUCGGAGGAGCAGCAGAUGGAUGAGGGUGAGGAAGAAGAAGGGGAUGAUGACAGGCCUAAACUGGCGGAUGGCUAUUACGAGAUUGAGGCCGUUCGCCGGAAAAGAGUCCGAAAGGUACGAUUUUUAUCGGGUUUUUUUUUUUUGCUACUUUUGGGCACUGAUUUUUUUUCCCCUGAUUCUCUCAAUGCUGUCAGUUCGGUUUUUUUUUUUUUUAAUGUAUGUCUGGUGCUUCAUUUUGAUGCCUUUUCACUUUUUCUUGAAAUUUUUUAGCAGCUCUUGGUAUUUUAUGUGUCUAACUUUAUUCCCUUCUUCUGGUUUUGUGGCUUGGGACUUAUUUGGAUUGCUGGAAAUGAAAAAGGGUCAAGCUCAGUACCUCAUCAAAUGGCGUGGGUGGCCGGAGACGGCAAAUACAUGGGAGCCUUUGGAGAAUCUGUUACAAUGUUCAGACGUUAUCGAUGCAUUCGAGGAGAGCAUGAGGUCAGGCAAACGGUCGACACGCAAACGCAAGCGCAAUUCUGCCACCACACCAUCUCAAACAAAGAAAAAAAAGCAACAGCAACAGCAUUCCCCUGCCGCAGAUAGUUAUAGUGUGCCAGCUGUGAAGAUUCAAAUUGAAAGUAAUUCUUUACCUACUCCUGUUGAUGACCGUACCAUUAGUAAUGGGGAACCACAUGUUACUGCCGUGAACGAUACUGAAACGGCUAAUACUGAAAACGAGAAAGGUGUGGAGUUGGGUGCUAACAGAGCUGAAGAAACAGAAGUGGCAAAUGAGUUGUCACUUAAGAUUAGUGAACUGAAAGAAGCAAAGGUCACGAAUGGGGACUUUGUGGAUAAAAUUUCGCUCCUUCCAAAAGAGUCUCAAUUCCUUGAUCAAGAUGGCCUUGCGAAUGGCUCACAGAAGUCUGAUUGCUCAGAAGCAAUUCAAUCUAGUCGCACUGGAGCCAAAAAAAGAAAAUCUGGUUCUGUUAAAAGGUUCAAGCUAGAUAUUGCAUCAGACAGGACAAAUGGUUCACAGAAUGUGGUAGCCCUCAAGGGUUCUAGUGGGUUGGUUGCAGAUCAAGGAGUGCAAAAUGCUGAUACUGGCAUUAAUGAUUUGCAGUUGAAGAAUAAGACGGAAAAUUCUAAGACUAUCUGUGAUAUCACUGAGAUCAUCAGGCCUGUGAGCUUUACAUCUGCAAUGGUAAACAACGUAAAAGAUGUUUCAGUUACCUUCACUGCAAAGAGAGCUGAUGGAAAGGAAGUAGCAGUGGACAACAAAUUUCUCAAAGCCAAUCAUCCACUUCUGUUGAUAAACUAUUAUGAGCAACAUCUCAAGUAUACUCCUCAAUAAUGUCUGGUUGGUUGAGAAGUUCAUGUUGGACAGUUGUGCACUAUCUAUGUUCUUCAAUGUAUAGUGUUGUAGUUUUGUAGGUGAGGUGAAAUGUCACAGUUCUAUGAGUGAAGUAGAGUAAGUAGCUAUUAGGGCCUAGUCAAUAGGACAGUUUUGUCGGGGUGAUUGGCAAACGUGAUUUCCGCGUCUACCAGGAUCUCGUUGACGUUUCACAGGUUUGUAGCAUUUUCUAGCUGAUACGAAUUAUGCUUGUUUCAGUUGAAAUAUUUCAUAACUUUUAUAAACAUCCUUUAUGAAUAUAUGCUUAUGAACGUGCUAUGAACGUGCUAUGAACGUGGAACCUGGAUUCUUCUGAGUUAUUUGCAUCUGGAACAGAAGUUAUGCUUGAAUUAUUGCUCUUUCCCAGUAGGUAGUAAUGAUAAUUGUUGGCUCAUUGGUUUCUUGGAAGUAUUUGCUAGUUUUACUACACACUGCAACAGUAAUACAGCAACCAAGAGUCCAAUGCUCAAGCUUUGAGGCCGUGUUUGAGGCAAAUGACGGGGUUCCCAAUUUGAGCAUGUACAUCAUACAUGCACUACUAGGUCUUUAGCUAGUUAUUUUUUGAUUUUCCGGUUUUCUUGAUUGUUGUUUAUGCUUAUCAUUGCUGCAAGCACCCAAAUUGUGUUCAACCACUAGUUAUAUAGGUAGGUUAUCCUUUUUGUUUUAGCUCAUAUGUCAUUAUUGUCUAUUUCAUUACAACAUUUUCUGCUGCUUUUCUUUAUCUCAUUGCGUGUUAGUGAAAAAUAUAAACUUGUCUGGGCUUUUGGUGUAACCGUCAGUGCAAUGUUUGUGGAUGCUACCUUCAAAUAAUGAGUUGGUUGCUAAUUGCUAUACCAAAAUCUCAAGCUUUUGAUUUUUGAUCAUCCCUUCAUUGGUGCAUGCCUUUUUGUCUGUUGAAUUAUCGUAUUUUGGUUGUUCUAGUAUAUUAAGGAGAUUCUUUCCAGGAAAAUGUGGAGUAUUUGCUGCUUAUGCAAGUCGCAUGGUCCCAUUUCUUGGGUCAAAUCAAAACCAUGUUCCUGAAAAAAAAAAAAAUUCGGAAACGAAGUCCAUUGAUAGUCAAUAUCAUGAUAUUGAUAUACUUGCCAGUGGUAUCAAUUGGUGACGAAGAAUAAUAAUCUGUUGUUUAGUUCAUCUCAGAAUUAUCGAAAGUUCUGCAUUCGAGAAUUCUAGCUUCUGAAAGUUUUAAAGCCUAUAGGUAACAAACAAAGAUGGGAAUAACCAACUCAAGCUGUCAUCAUCAAUGAGGAAGGAAAGCUUAGAAUGACUUGAGAUAUAUAGCCCUUGGACAAGCAGCAAUGUUGUGACUAGCGGAAUUCUCCCAAGAACAGAUUGAUUUAGAUAAGCUCUGAAGAUGUUGAAAAUGGGAGGAAGAAGGGGACCAUCGCCGCUGGUUCCGGCACUCAUAGUUGGGAUGCUGAGUGUGAUGAUUUUCUGGGCUCAGGCGAAUUUGGUAGUGGAAAUGGUUGUGUUUUUAUUCCGGGCAAUUUCAGAUGCAGUUUAUGCUUCAAGUGCAGCUAAUUUUAUGAUGCAGCUCUUACCUUUGUUCUUCGUGUUUCUCAUACAUUUUCUUACUGCAUCCUCUUCUAAAGCCUUUUAUGGCAGAAAUUAAAAGUAUUUUGGUCUCUUCAAAACACCACUUCCUCUAUCCUAUAACAGAAAUCUAGACUGAAUGGUUUUGAUUUGGGGCUGAGAACUUCAUUCCAGGUUGAUGUUUGUCGUCAAUUUGCUCCAUUCAGCUUGUUCGGGCUGUUUUAAACUAAGAACAGUUUAUCCUUCGUACAGUAGAAUUCUGAGAAUAUUGUCC
Oldenlandia corymbosa var. corymbosa is the source of this 3601-nucleotide messenger RNA. The record is from the annotation of a GenBank genome assembly. NCBI's taxonomy places the organism in Eukaryota, Viridiplantae, Streptophyta, Magnoliopsida, Gentianales, Rubiaceae.